UUGCAUUAUCCUAACAGCCUUAAGGAGUGAUCGAUCCGCUGCAACCUGUGCGCAUAGCAGGCAAUGGACCGAUAUUCAGUCGAAGGCGGUGUUUUGGCUGUACGGUGACGUUUUAAGGCAGGUCUUGGUCAAACCUACCAAUGAUACAAGUCGGUUCUAUUCUGCUGGGACUGAUCGCAAUGAACGGGUGUCGGAGCUCUGCACGGCAAAGGAGCAACCACAGCGAGACGAGGCGAUCAAGGGGAUGCGGCAUCGGUACGCGGGAGCUGUCCAUCAGCACCAAAUCCCCGACGAUAAGCAAGCAAGCAGCAAGCAGAGCCGAGACCCAGUCGCUCCUGUUUUCAGCCUGCCGCCCCCGCCCUCUUCUCACCACCGAGACCGCACUUCGACCACCGCCGCUCACCGCCAGAGCCUCCAGGAGCUCCCGUGUCUGAGCCAGCCCUCUCGGAGACCUGUUCACAGCGGCGACCCUCUACCUCUGGCGAGCUACGACACCGCCCAGCGACCUUCACACCGAGGCAGCGAACCCAGCACCGGGCAGCCGGCGCACCUGCAGCAGGAUCCCUGGGCCCCGGCCGGCUCUCAGCAGCAGCAGCAGCAGCAGCCGCCGCCGCAGUCGGAGAAGCAGCCUGUUUUUCCGAGCUGCCACUGCAGUUUUUCCGAGCAGGAGGCGAGUCUUUCUCAAAACCAUCACCAUCCUGCCGAUCCUUUCCCACCGCAGCCCUCCCCACCUUUUCCGCCGCCUAUACCGCCGCCACCAACGUCGUCCUCCUCCUCUCUGCUGUUUUCCCGGGAAUCUAAAAGAGGGGAUCGUCUCCGAAGGAGUGCCAAUAAUUACCAACAGGCAAGCAUCGUGGAACGCUGCAGGGGAGGAGGAGGAGCAGGAGGGCACCGAGACCACAGGCAGUUGUUGCAGCAACAGCAGCAGCAGCAGCAGCAGCACAGUCAUUUAAGACUCCAACAGAGGGACCCCUCCCCUGAAGGAACCCGUGCAAACUCGCAGAAAGGGCGCUCUUUAAAUGCAUGUGAGUCAACCGAGGCUAACAGGAGAGCAUUCGAGCCUCAGACUCAGGACCUGCAGCAGCAGCAACAGAUCCCACAAUUACGAGCGCAGCAACAGCUACUGGUGGGGAGCAGCUUGCCUAUCAACUACUGCGCCAGCGGCUCAGGAGAGCUAUGUAGGACUCACCAGGCUCCACUGCUGCAACAGCAAGAGCAGCAGCAGCAGCGGCAGCAGCAGCAAGGCGCACUGGGGCUCUGUCCCCAGCGUCCGCAGCACUGUGAACAAGACCGCAAUAAGUCUGGGAGGAUCACCGCGCAAGGCGAUCAGGCGCAGCCACACAGCCGCGACUCCCGCGUAACCCCCCCGGUAACACAGCAGGCGUACGCGGGGAACUCGUCUGCGACUGGCAGCAACAGCAGCAAAGACAGCCCCAACUACGGCUCCAGCUAUCACCUGUGGCCAGAGAGCCCGCAUAAAGGAGAGGAGAGGAUACGCAUCGACCUCCAUAAGGCCACUACUGAGCAGAAGAAGCUGAGCCAUGCUGGAUCCAAGCCCUCCCUCUCCGAGAGCAGCGGCCGACUCCCUCAGAUAGCCAUGAACACCUGCAAGUACAAUGGCGGAGUGGUGAGACCACUAGUGGGCAGCCUGGCGUCCUCGUCGCGCCGCAACCUCGCGGAGCUCGACUCGGAGACGCAGCCCUUGCAGACGCUGCACAGCUCUGGCCUGGAGGUGGUGGUGUCCAAGGGCAACGGCGGCGAAGACCCCAGCAAGGCAUCCAACGAGAGCUUGGUCAGGGAGGGCAGCGGGCGUGGCGGAGGCAGGGCGCCGCAGAAGAAGAACAGGGACAUUGGCUACAAGCUCGGCCACCGGAGGGCGCUGUUUGAGAAGCGGAAGCGGCUCAGCGACUACGCACUCAUCUUCGGGAUGUUUGGGAUUGUUGUCAUGGUGACAGAGACGGAACUGUCAUGGGGGGUUUACACUAAGGAAUCUUCAUACUCAUUUGCACUGAAAUGCCUUAUCAGCCUUUCCACUGUUAUAUUGCUUGGUCUUAUAAUAAUGUACCAUGCCCGGGAAAUCCAGCUGUUUAUGGUCGACAAUGGUGCGGACGAUUGGAGGAUAGCCAUGACGUAUGAGCGGAUCUUCUUCAUCGUGCUGGAGCUGCUGGUGUGUGCCAUUCAUCCCAUCCCGGGCCAGUACGUCUUCACCUGGACGGCGCGGCUGGCCUUUACCUACACGCCGUCGGUGGCCGACGCUGACGUGGACAUCAUCCUCUCCAUCCCCAUGUUCCUGAGACUCUACCUGAUAGGCAGGGUCAUGUUACUCCACAGCAAGCUGUUCACAGACGCUUCGUCUCGCAGCAUUGGCGCCCUCAACAAGAUCAACUUCAACACACGCUUUGUCAUGAAGACCCUCAUGACCAUCUGUCCGGGAACUGUUCUGCUGGUGUUCAGUAUAUCCUCCUGGAUCAUUGCUGCAUGGACUGUGCGCGUCUGUGAGAGGUAUCAUGACAAACAGGAAGUGACCAGUAACUUCCUGGGAGCCAUGUGGCUCAUCUCGAUUACCUUCCUCUCCAUCGGCUACGGGGACAUGGUACCGCACACGUACUGUGGGAAAGGCGUGUGUCUGCUUACAGGGAUUAUGGGAGCUGGUUGCACUGCGCUGGUGGUUGCAGUGGUGGCCAGGAAGCUGGAGCUGACCAAGGCUGAGAAACAUGUCCACAACUUCAUGAUGGACACACAACUCUGCAAACGAGUAAAGAACACAGCUGCCAAUGUACUCAGGGAAACAUGGCUCAUCUACAAACACACUAAAUUGGUCAAGAAGAUAGAUCAUGCCAAGGUGCGGAAACACCAGCGCAAGUUUCUCCAAGCCAUUCACCAACUGCGCAGUGUGAAGAUGGAGCAGAGGAAACUCAAUGAUCAGGCCAACACCUUGGUGGACCUGGCGAAGACCCAGAAUGUGAUGUAUGACCUGGUGUCAGAGCUGCAGGAGCGCAGUGAGGAGCUGGACAAGCGCAUCGGCACAUUGGAGGACAAGCUGGACUCGGUGACGGGCAGCCUGCAGGCGCUGCCCUGCCUCAUCUCCCAAGCCAUAACCCAGCAGCAGCAGGACUUCCUGGACGGCUUUGUUCACCGCUUUCGGCCCGCCUCACUAGCCUCAGAGCGCUCCGAACGCUCAGAGCGAUCCUGGACUUCCACCGCCCGUAGGCGGCGCUCUCCCUCCACAGCACCACACACCUCCUCUGAUAGCGGAUAACCUUGACAAACCCUCUGCAAUCACCUUCGAGCUCCGCCUUUUCCCAGACCAACUCGUCACCUCAUUCUCUCCCAUCCAAAGCCGUCCCUGUAACCGCUGGCGAGUCCAUGUCUGGACGAAUAAUGAACCCAUAUCUUGACCCCUGAUCUGAUCCUUGCCCUCUUUCUCUUCCUCCCACUCAUCCCCUCUCCUGUUCCUCCCCACCCAACAUCAAAUCCAAAAACCAAUUCCUCUGUGACUGACCCUCUCAGCACAGGACUGGAUCAGAGCUACUCCAAAAGAACAAAGAAAAGCAAACAAAGACUUAAAUCAAGAAAAAACACAAAUGCAUCCAAAAAAAGAAAAAGAGAAAAAAAAAUUAAAAAUGACUGAAAAACCGAGAUAAAGUAGAGAUAUGGUUUAUGUUUUAGCCAUUGUAUGGCUGUUCAAGUUAGCUUUUUUGUAAAAGCCCUUGUAUAGUUAAAAAAUGACUGAGUUCAGGGUCGCUGGGGUGAGAGCUGGCUAUCACACCGGAGAGUCCUUAACCACGAGGGGGGAAGUUGGUCUGUGGAGCUGAGGGCCUCGGCUCACCUGCUGGCCCUCUGAGGCCAUGGAGGACAUCCGUCCACCCAUCCGUCCGUCUAUCUGUUUGUCUGGUGAGGAGAGCAAGACAAACCAUUGGAUUUCCCUUUCAAAAGACUAGUGUCAUGGAUUCUUUCCCAUAGGUUAGGGUGAAAGCUUUAGAUGAGGCUACGAGAGCGCUGACUUCAGGUCAGUGUUUGAAGAUGCACUUAAGGGGGAGGGGAAACUGUCACACAAAAGAAGAGCAAAGGGGAUGCAUAUGGCAUUACUACUGGGUAGGAAAAAUUUACACAGUUGCCAACUUCAAGGUUUCAGCUUCCUUGUUCUUACCAAGGGAAAAUGAGAGCGACUAUCUUUUUUAGUUACAUAUUGACAUGUGAUUUUUCAGUGCCUGAAUGUAUAAAUAGUAGAGGGUUAUUUAAUUACUAAUUUCAGAGCUUUUUUACGAUGUUAACAGUCUGAAUACAGCAUUGCAUUCCUUUUUCAGAUACAUUCCUCUCCAAAAAUUUAAAGAAAAUGUCUUAAUGUAAUGCAUAACAUUGCCUCCAUUACACAGCAACUCUAAAUGUUUUGAAAACUUUUUUUUCUAUUUCUACUAACACCGUGGGAAAUGAAAAGUUCAGAGAGUAAGCAAAAGUGAGACCGACGGAGAGGUUAUUUGCGAGUGUUUGUCAGAGAACAAGUUCACUUUUAGCUCAAUGCUGCACACUCAUACACACAACAAUGAAAUAUGUAGUAGUCUACCUUUCUCACCACCACUAAUUAGAGCUUCCUGUGGUCUUCAGAUAAUGGCAUGGCUUGAGGUCUGCUGGUGUAUACGGCCACACGGGCACACAUCACUGGUCGAACUGAGAAACCAACCCUGCCCCUUUGCAUGGUUCUGUGCAAAAAUGACAAUGGAUUACAACCUUCCUCGGAUGGCUUGAUGAUUUUUACAUGAUUUAGAUUUUUAUCACGUUUACUUUUGUUUGUGGCCUUUCUUUCUUUCAGUUUUUUUUUCUAAAUUUUCCUUCUUUUUUUUUAAUAGGCUACCUAGGGUUUUAGAGUUGCAGAACUAGAGAGUUGCAGUAAUGUGAUUCUGUAAUGCAUUCUCUGUUUAAAAUAUGAGGUGAUGAGAGAUCGCUAUUUCAAAAUAAUCCUGAAAGGAUACAAAUAAAAGUGCUGAAGAAACUUUGGUCCCUCUGCAAAUUUAAAAGAAUAGUUUUGGGAAAUACGCUUAUUCACUUUCCAGCCAAGUGUUAGAUGAGAAGAUUGAUACCACUCUCGUGGAACAGCUAGCCUUACUCAAUCUGAUCGUACAAAACCAAAAAUCUAAGUUGUGCAGUCGCAGUCUGGAGUCCAGAACGAAUUUUAUCACAAUUGAAAGGACAUUAUCAGUGGUUAUCAGCCUCAUAGGUGUGGGUUAGAAGGGGCCUGCUACAUCCACUAGGAGGUUGUGUCGUUUGCCUGGGCCAUGACCUUUGAAUCUGCCCAACCUACCAAGUUUGAGUUGAAUGAUUCGUCUGGCAUUGUAACAUGGAAUCAACAUGAUCUUCUCAACGUUAUGCAACACUUAAGGGUUUGCUUUCCUUCUAUUCGCUCCUCUCUAAAAAGCCCGGCCAAACAGAAAUGUUGGCAUGGUGACGCAUCAGUGUCAACUUAAAAUGACGUCAGAUUUUUAGGCAUGUAAGUUGGUCUCUAGUGAUUGGUCAGGGAAAAUCAAUCCCCAUUCCCAAAGGAAAUCAGUUAAAGUGGACGCAAUGUCUGAAGAUGGCCGUGUUCAUUGUUAGGCGGUGACCUCAAGUGGCUGUAGUAAGUAUGACGAGAGUAAAUGAGGAAGUCAGACGAAGUAAGUUUAUAUAGUGAGAAGUCUGUGUAAGGAGGGACGUUGGGGUGGUGUUUGGGUCAAACAACACAGGACUUUCACCCAGGAGUGUGGAUUCGUGUCCUGUGUGAAACUAAAGUCAGCGUUGCAAUAUGUUAACUACGUAACGUAGUGUGUCAUCUGUGGUUACGUCAGUAACAAAUAUAUUUGCCAAACCAUGAUCUUUUUUCUAUACCUAACUUCUUAGUAUUUGCGCCUAAACUUAACAAAAAUGAAAAAGAAGCGAAACUGCAACCGCAUUACUGGGCUGAUACUGUUCGUCUAAAUGCGUCUCCCCUUCUUCCCACUGUACAAAAACGAAGCCAAAAUAUCCUAGAUAGGGCUGCUGACAUCUUGCGCUGGUGAUGUCAUUUGGAGCCAGGGUCUGUGCAGUAGGGGUCGCCAUGGUAUCGAGUUCCCACCGUUUGACCAAUUGUGAGCACUCCCAUUGAUAGCCACAUUUGGAACACACAGCUGUCAAUCAUGACGCCAAACCCCCUUCUCAUAGUAUCAAAUAGCUACUUAAAAUCAAACUUUUUAAUUAAAAACUUGAACAUACAUCAGCGUGUUAUGACUUACCUAAAAUGACAGACACAAUCUUUAGGGAAAAAUUUAUUUGACUAUACUUUGAUCUUUAAGUUUGGCCCAUGUGCCAUCUGCUAACAUGGAGGAGAAGGGGUUUAUGACCGAUACUGCAGCCAGCCACAAGGGGGCGAUCAAGAUCUUUUGGCUUCAGUUUUGGGGAGCAGUCAUGUCAGUCUACGAUCUGAGCCUACUAGUAGAUGUAGCAGGGCCCCUUAACCCACAUCUGUGAAGCUGAUAACCAGUGAUAAAGCCAAGUGAUAACAUUCAAAGCAAAAGCAGAGUGUCUGUUGGUUGCCUGGCAACAUCACAUUGGUAACAAGACUAGUCUCCUAUAAUACCAAAACCUGUCUUUCAUACACAUAGGUUUUUGUACGAAUUAAACUUAAUAUAAUUAGUUAAUUAAUGAGCUUUAGCAGCGCUUGUAAGUCAAUUUUGUUACCGUAAUACAGAGCCAGGCUAGCUGUUUCCCCCGUAUUCAGUCGACGCUAAGCUAACUGGCUGUUAGCUAGCUUUAUAUUUAAACACGAGAGUGGUGUCAAGCAUCUCUCUAAUGCUCAGCAGAAAAAAUGAAUAAGCGAUUUUCCUAAAAUGUCAAACUAUUCCUUUAAUAUUACAGUAUCAGGCCUCUGUUUUGUCUUUCAAAAAGACACUGAAACACAUUCACCAUGAUGGAGGAGAAAUUCUAAGAUUUUAAAUAUCAAAGGCAUGGUAUGUGACGCAUCCAGUUGUGAUGACUUGUAGAUUUUUGACUUGAAGAGAAAUAUUUAGGAUUUUUUAGAGUUUUUAUUUUUCUAAAGUGCAUAUUAACGGCAGAAGAGGAAGUCAGCGGGCUAGCAUGCUGUCCUGAACUAGAUUAAAUGGUAGAAAAUCUGAGUCGCAAAAGGAUGAUAGUGUUGAGAAUCAUCUUUGUAGUCCCUAAAGCUAACAGACAAAUAGGAUUAUUGUUAUUAUUUCUUAGAUCUUAAUUUUUUCCGAGAUGCUUUGUCGGGGUGAGUCUAAACCCUGUGAGAUGGUGAGUGAGUCCGCUCUCCCACAGGCUCUGGACUGACCAGAGAGCACUUCAUUUAAGAACAUAUUCAGUUUGCUACGAGUGGAACUUAAUCAAGCAUGAAUAUUAGCUUUUUUCCUUUUCAACUUGAGUUGAUGAAGCAUGACUCUUUACUGCCCCCACCUCUCGCCACUUCUUCGUACAGUGCUGCACUCCACUCCUCCAGUGUGAAGGGAUCUAUCAUGCUGUUACAGUCUCAGUUUCAAUCAGAGUCGUCCAAUAAGUCAGGACGGCUAAUGGAAGACUAUCCGCUUAAUCGCGACCUUACCUACCUUUUUCGUAUCUAAGCUUUCCACCUCCUCAUUACAUCGCAGGUUUAGCCUUGCGUUUGUCAUCUGUCAUCAUUAAGAGCAUCACUCCCCCACAUACAAAGAGGCUUCCCAAAUGGACCGCAGCAAAGACCUUUGAGUGGUUCGAACGGAGAGAAAAACAAAACAAAAAGAAAGAAAGGAAGGAAGGAAGAAGCAGGGGAACCCCCAGGUCAUGUUCCAUGUUGCACUCAGUGUGUAAUAUUCAGUUACACCAGGAGGGAUCACAGAUGCUGGAGUGUCUUCCCCAGAGAGAUGUGAUGGUGUUGGUGUUAAGAGGGCGAGACUAGAUUGAAAAAAAAAAAGAGAAGAUGAGAGCUCAUUUACCGACAGACGUCUGUUUUGGCCUGCAAGUGGGUUGUGAACAGCGAGAGUGGGUGUCCUGUAAAUAUGACCUCAUUGUAGAUGUCACAAAGUAAACGGGACAAAUGGUGAAAGUAGCUGGGUGCAAGUGUGCAGUAGAAAAACAUCGAGAAAGGAUUUGAAAUUCUGACAAAUUAAACAUUUUAUUAAUUUCACACAUUGUUUUCCUGCUCACGGAGGUAUAAUCAGGUUCUGUUAUUGUGAAGGUUUCUUCAGUCUAUGCUGUCGCCACCAAAGUCCUGCCAAAACGCCAUUCCAAUAUUUAAUAGUGACCCGAUUUUCUCCACCAGAAAAUAAAAAAAUGCACAGUAUUUUGUAGUGAAGUGAGGGACAUUCAUGAUGUUAUUCCGAUGAUGGUAGGUGAGUCAAAGUGAUAAACGCAUCCCAGAGUCUUUUAUUAUCCUGAAAAGUAGGCUUUCCUCAUAGAGCAGGAAUCAGAACACACUUCUACUGAACAAUAAUGGAGUGAACAACCCCCCAAAAAGUGAAGAAAUGUAACCCAAUCAUUGUUCUGUGUACACUGCCACAUGAUGCAUAAUGUACGUAGUAGCACUGGAAUAAAUCAACUUUUAAUGGAUGGCAAAUGGGUUUAACAUGUUCUCUGUAUGCUGUUCGCUGUUCCUUCAUUUUGCAGGUGAACUUUUGUCCUAGCAAGGAGAGACACCAAGGUCAAAUCAUUAAAGACUAUC
Molecule: messenger RNA, 8656 nt
Organism: Epinephelus fuscoguttatus (brown-marbled grouper)
Lineage: Eukaryota; Metazoa; Chordata; Actinopteri; Perciformes; Serranidae
Gene: kcnn1a
Product: potassium intermediate/small conductance calcium-activated channel, subfamily N, member 1a
Exons: 9
Coding region: 245-3259 (1004 amino acids)
Biological process (GO): potassium ion transmembrane transport
Cellular component (GO): neuronal cell body; neuron projection; plasma membrane
Molecular function (GO): small conductance calcium-activated potassium channel activity; calmodulin binding
Source: RefSeq, a predicted model, not a curated record